This is a messenger RNA of Coniophora puteana RWD-64-598 SS2, 2573 nucleotides long. RefSeq lists its product as uncharacterized. The record is from RefSeq and is a predicted model, not a curated record. The coding region runs from base 519 to 1565 and encodes 348 amino acids. Lineage: Eukaryota; Fungi; Basidiomycota; Agaricomycetes; Boletales; Coniophoraceae. The transcript is spliced from 5 exons. Gene Ontology annotation, molecular function: sequence-specific DNA binding; zinc ion binding. Gene Ontology annotation, biological process: regulation of DNA-templated transcription.
CGCCAGACGCACCCAGACUAAGAGUCGACAACAUCGAUCGCCCCUUGUUCGGGUCCUGUCUUCCGCACAAACGCAAACUAUGCCAGGCCACCGCUGACAGCACCGAACCCUCGGCUGCUCGCUACUCUUCCAAUUCACCUUCCGACCCCUCCCGGUCACCCUCUCCCUCCCCACAGCUCUCCCCAGUCCAGCCUCGUCUGCGUUCUGAUAUCAGGCUGCCCAGCUUGGCUCAAUCCGUCACGGCCCCUCUAUCUUUGAUUGCACAGGACAGGCAUACCUCCCAGCACCGGCCCCAUCCAGAUUCAGCACCCCCAAUCUCGCAGGCAACCGCCUUCCGUCCAAAUUUACGACUUCCUGAUCCCCUCGAUCAGCGUGGUUUCUCAUCCACUCGUCCCAUUGAUAAAUCAGACCGCCCCUUGGCUGCUCACUACUCUUCAUCUCCCGCCUCAGGCCCAUCACUCCUCCGCAAAUCCUCUCCAUCUCGCCUAGACAAGCUCACCCUCCCCGCUAUUCACAACAUGCCUACCAGAGUCGAGUCCAUGCCUCUUCCUCCUUCACAUCGCCGCGACUCUUACGAUAGUCGCCCGUACGAUUAUGGGUACAGUCGACGACCCUCGCCUCCCCCCAUUGCCGCCAUAUCCCACUCACCCUCUCUCUCCGUCUCGUCUCUCGAUCGUUCCUCCGUGUCCUCACCAGCUCCCAGGAGGUCACCAACUGAUCACGGGGUCGCAUCAGACGUUCACGCAGGAUACAGGGAUCCCUAUUAUGCUCACAGCAGCUCGAUUGGCCGCGUCUCCAGCAGACCCUACCACCUCGAUUCUCUGCGCGACUCUGGGCGCACACACCACGCCGGCAGCUACAGCUAUCCGCGGCCGCACGCCGAGCAUCGCUACUCACACGAGUCGCACCCCUACCACGUCCCUUCAUACUCUUCGAGCUCGGUCGCUAGCUAUGGCGCACCGCGGGAUGGAGGCCUUUCGUCGUAUCCUCUUCCAGGUCAGGCAUACCAUCAAAUUGGAUACACCGACGACGCCGCGACCAAGCUCAGCGACCGCAUGCGGCGACGAUGCUACAACUGCAGCACGACGGACACCUCGACAUGGCGUCGGUCUAACCUCAGCCCUGGAAAAGUUCUGUGCAACAAGUGCGGCCUCUUCGAGCGCACACACGGCCGGUCGCGCCCUGAACAGUUCCCACACCGCCGUGGCCCGCUCGCGACGACCACCUCAGGCAGCGUGCCCUCUGCGAUGCGCCCGCGGAGCCCUGGCGGGCAGCCGUCAUCAGUGGGCUUGUCGACGGCGCUCCCGCCGAUCUCUGCACACGUGGGCUCGCUUGUGCCGCACCAAUACACGCACCCGUCUAUCGCGCCGCUCUCGUCCAUUCCGGACACACGCGGACGCUCGCACAGCGGAUCGCUGCCCAGCAUGAAUUCGUGGGUCGAUGCGGGAGCGUCGCGCGCCUCGGGCAUGUAUGCGCCUGGCAGCCCUGGGCGGCUGCAUGAGCUGCAGAGGGCGAGGAGUCCGCCAAGGUUCGGGCAUGUGGACGCUGAGGCGGCCGUCGCGUGAGCCGAUGAGCCGAUGAGCCGAGUGGGACCAGGGCCAGCGUAGGCUACUAAAGUCUCGUUGGUCAUUGGCCCAGGUGCCGCGGUGCUGUUAGAUCGGCGCUCUCGUUUUUCGACUCGGCUCUGGCGCAGGCGCAAGCGCGCCUGUGCAAUCCUCACUGUUCUCCUCAUCUCUUCUCGAUUUCCCGCUGUUUCCUACUGCCGCCGCAUGCAUCCUCAAUGGAACAGUCCAUGCCUGCUCUCGCUUCGUUUGUCGGUUACCCUCCCUAGCGUAAUCCUCUGCGUCAGUUCUCAUUCUCAUGCCAUGCACAUUCUGCUCUCGCGUUCUGCCGCACCAUGCUUUUUUUGCUCCAUGCCCGUUCACCAUUCCCCGGUAUCAGGUUUUGCUGCCGCUGCAUCGAUAUCUUGCCCACCCCUCGUGGUCACCUCCACAUUCGCCCAACAUAGAAAAAUGGCAGACGGCUCAGCCCGCUCGGCCUUCCUUCGCUACGUAAUUAUUGGCAGCGCCCUCGCAACACGCUUUCUUCUCAGGCUCGGGAGCGGGGGCGCAUCGAGCGCCCGUCGGCUGAUCCCCGUUCCCCGUCGUCGUCGGGCGCCACUCCCGCUUACCAUUCUCUGCGGCGCUGCCACGGUUCGCUUUCGCUGUCCAUCCGCGUUAUGCUUUUUUUUGCCCCUUUUCUUCUCCCAACAAACCGUGUAAUUCUGCAGUUUGCAUUUUCUUGAGACGCACGUAACCAAAUUGUAUCACUACGAUCCCCCUCUGCUUGUCUUGACAGAACGAGAGUUACAAAAUUAGGACUUUUACAGUAAAAAGUUUAUUCCGUUGAUUCCGAUAUACCUCUCUGGCUCUGCACCUGCACCUGCAUUAUUUAUCGACAUCCCACCAUACCACUUGCUACGGCUUUAAAGUUUAUUUUUUGCUGCUUUUUCUAGUAGUUCUUCUGUGGCUACGAUUUCUUGAUCAAUGCAUACAUGCAUUCGCGGGCGCCCGUAGGCCUAGAUGGCUUUGCCC